Schistosoma mattheei is the source of this 1506-nucleotide messenger RNA. The record is from the annotation of a GenBank genome assembly. Lineage: Eukaryota; Metazoa; Platyhelminthes; Trematoda; Strigeidida; Schistosomatidae.
AUGACGUUUAGGCAGCCUGUCUUGAGUCAUGAUCAAGAGGAUUUUAAAGAAGACAUCCUUAAUCACUUGAAAGAGACUGAUUAUCGCGUGUAUCGAACAAGAUGGAUAAUUGUCUUUACAUUUGCGUCAUUGAGUUGUACAAAUGCUUAUUUGUGGAUAUCUUAUUCCCCUAUUGCUAACUACUUUGUCGAGUUUUACUCAACAAGUAACACGGUUCUCAAUCUCAUUUCUCUAAUUUACCCUUUGACUACGAUAGUACUUGGUCUCCCAAUAGCGUAUGCCAUAGAUCGUCUCGGGGUUCGUUUCAUUGUUUUGUGUACAGCCAUUUGUAACUUAUUGUGUGGGUGCAUGCGCGUUUUGAGUAGCGCACCACAUAUAAAUAUUUCAUCCUCUGGACGUCUCAUUUUGAUAGUAUUCGGACAAGUAAUCGCUUCUUUUGCUCAACCAUUCUGUUUGUUCUGCACAACCAGUCUUGCGUGCGAUUGGUUUCCCGACAAUCAGCGUACCACCGCAAACACUAUUGCGUCUCUUGGAAAUUCAGUAGGCAUAUUGCUGGGCAGUGCGUUUGCCCCUAAUUAUGUCAAGAGUUCUUCCGAUAUUGUUAGUUUCAAUUACAUAUCCUUGGGAUUGGUUGCUGUUCAGUUCUUCUUGUCAAUAUUUUUAGUCCGCAGAGGUAAACCAAUCACACCCCCUUCAUAUGUGGCGACCUUGGCUAUAGCUAAUCGUCGAGUCAACUCUAACAGACAUUUUAUUUCACUUCAUUCUUUAUGCAACUUUUUGAAAGCGUUUGGUCCACCCCUUAAGCUCUAUGGAUUUUGGGUUGUUACAAUUACAUUCAGUAGCUGUAUCGGAUAUUUUACUGUUUUGUCGGCUCUUCUACAGCAAAUUCUGUGUACAAAAGGUUACUCCAACCAGUUUGCUGGGUUUUGUGGAUCAAUCACAAUAGUUGCAGGCUUAUUAGCAGCUGGUCCUGUUGCAUUGUUUGUUGAUAGAACGGGAUUCCUUAUUGAAACAUUAAAGAUCACAUUUUUACUAAGUGUUUUGGGCUCUGUCUGCCUAAGUAUUGUAUUUUGGUUCCCUAAUCAGCAAAUACUAAUCACCAUUUGUUUAAUUUGGCUUGGAGCAUUUGGUUUCUCUCAGUUUUCCCUGUGUUUAGAACUAGCUGCAGAGGCGACUUAUCCAGUUUCUGAAGCAAUUACAACCAGCUUUCUUAUCAUCUCCAACCAAAUAAUUUCUCUCGCAAUGUUGCCUGUUUUACAGUUCACUGCACCUUUAGCUAACAACUCAACUAAAAUUAUCAGCACUUGUGGUCCGAAUGAAGAUAUCCGGGAUUUCAGUGCACCACAUAUGGGUUUAUGUGCUUUUAUGGUUUUAUUAUCAAUUGUCCAACUUUUCACCUUGAAGUUACCAUAUAAACGACGAGAAUGUUUAAAUUCUGUUGUAAUCACUGUUGGAUCUAAUAAUUAUAUCAAUGAGGCAAAUGAUGAAAUUCCAGAGGAUUUCUAA